AUGGUUGGGAACCCCCAAUCCAUGUUCGAAUACCCUCUCAAGCGGCUCGCCUCUUUGAGGGCAGUAGCAAAGCAUGGGCUCGAUGCUUACUGUUUGGCUCCGCAGCAGAGGCUUUGGGUAGCUUUGCUCCUAAUCUUGCUUCUGAAAAGCAAGCCAACCGAGUCCCACCGAUACAUCGUCGGUGACAAUGAAGGUUGGACCUACGGCGUCUCUGGCUGGCAGAAUGGCAAAGUUUUUUAUCACAAUAACGUUCUCGUUUUCAACUACGAAGCGGGAAUUCACAACGUGGUGAGGGUGAACAGACAGGAAUACGAAACAUGUCAGCCGAAGCCGAGUUCUAAGACGUACAAUUCAGGUCAUGACGAGUUCAAGCUAAAAAGAGGAAUGAAUUACUUCAUCUGCGGCGUGCAUGGACAUUGCCAGCUCGCUGGCAUGAAAAUUUCCAUCAAUGCCCACUAA
This is a messenger RNA of Dendrobium catenatum, 459 nucleotides long. RefSeq names its product basic blue protein-like. NCBI's taxonomy places the organism in Eukaryota, Viridiplantae, Streptophyta, Magnoliopsida, Asparagales, Orchidaceae. The transcript has 3 exons. Gene Ontology annotation, cellular component: plasma membrane. The record is from RefSeq and is a predicted model, not a curated record. Bases 1 to 459 code for a protein of 152 amino acids. Gene Ontology annotation, molecular function: electron transfer activity.